GUUAACAUUUGUCGGCGCAGGGCUUUGAAUGCGAGUAUUACACAUAUUUUUUUUUUCAUUUUUUGCACAAUUUAUUAAAGAAAAUCGUAUAAAAUUGCAAGUUUUUAUAUUUAAACUGUUAAAAAAUUAUUAAAUUUUUGUACAAAAAAAUGUCUCUAAACAAUGGUUUAUCUAUAGCAGUGGUUUGUUCUUCAAAUAUGAAUCGUUCAAUGGAGGCUCAUAAUUUUUUAGCCAAAAAAGGUUACAAUGUACGUUCCUUUGGCACUGGUGAACGUGUUAAACUGCCCGGUACUGCUAUAGAUAAACCCAAUGUCUAUGAAUUUGGCACUCCCUACGAUACCAUAUACAAUGAUCUAGUUAGUAAAGAUAAACAAUACUACACCCAAAAUGGUCUACUGCACAUGUUGGAUCGUAAUCGUCGCAUUAAGAAAUGUCCCGAACGUUUUCAAGACUGUCGCGAACAAUUCGAUAUUAUUGUUACCGUAGAGGAGCGAGUAUACGAUCAAGUUUUAGAAAAUAUGGAAUCCCGUGAUGUGGUCGACAAUCGUCCUGUGCAUAUAUUCAAUGUAGAUAUUGAGGAUAAUCAUGAGGAGGCUUUAAUGGGUGCUUUUCUCAUAACGGAUAUGAUAAAUAUGAUGUCCAAAUCUAGUGAUUUAGAUAAUGAUAUUGAUGAACUUUUACAGGAAUUCGAAUCGAGACGCAAUAAAACUGUUUUACAUUCAGUACUUUUUUACUGACACCCCUCCCACUCCUUGAAGUGUCGUUACUUUUUAUAUAAUAAUUUAUACUUUAUAAUUUAAAAUUGACAAACAGACUUUAAAACUAAACAGAUAAACAAAUAUAAAACAACAACAACAACAA
Molecule: messenger RNA, 861 nt
Organism: Lucilia sericata (common green bottle fly)
Lineage: Eukaryota; Metazoa; Arthropoda; Insecta; Diptera; Calliphoridae
Gene: Ssu72
Product: RNA polymerase II subunit A C-terminal domain phosphatase SSU72
Exons: 3
Coding region: 150-737 (195 amino acids)
Biological process (GO): termination of RNA polymerase II transcription
Cellular component (GO): nucleus; mRNA cleavage and polyadenylation specificity factor complex
Molecular function (GO): RNA polymerase II CTD heptapeptide repeat phosphatase activity
Source: RefSeq, a predicted model, not a curated record